GCGGCCAUGUGGUUUAUUAAACAUGGCUGUACCGGCUGGGAGAUCCGUGGUGUUUGUAACAGGGAAUGCGAAAAAAUUAGAAGAGGUUGUUCAGAUCCUCGGUGAUAAAUUCCCCUACAAACUAAUUUCCAAGAAGAUUGAUUUGCCUGAAUACCAAGGAGAACCUGAUGAGAUCUCAGUACAGAAGUGCAAAGAGGCAGCAAAACAGGUAGAUGGACCAGUGAUUGUGGAGGACACAUGCCUGUGUUUCAAGGCAUUAGGAGGACUCCCAGGGCCAUACAUAAAAUGGUUUUUGGAUAAACUGAAGCCAGAGGGACUGUACAAGCUUUUAGCAGGGUUUGAAGAUAAAUCAGCCUGGGCCCUUUGCACAUUUGCUUAUUCUCCUGGCAAAGAAGAACCUGUUCAGCUCUUCAGAGGAAUCACUGAAGGCAAGAUCGUGGAGCCCAGAGGCCCACGAGACUUUGGUUGGGAUCCUUGUUUCCAGCCUGAUGGCUAUGAUAAAACUUACGCAGAGCUUCCUAAAGACGUGAAGAACAGCAUCUCUCACCGGUACCGAGCCCUGGCAGCCAUGUCAGAACACUUCUCCAAACUGAACGACGACCCAGAGAACAAACGCACCAAACACACUGACUAAUCAUAAGCAGGAUCAACCAAUCUGGAGUCAGAUCGUCCCAUCAGUAUUGGGUAUUUGACCAAAGUGAUGUGCUGCAACUAUCACCAUGAGGCUCAUGAACGGUUGUAUAAUGCAGUCCGUAUAAUAUCUUUUAACUAUAAAUAAAAACAGUGUUCUGUA
Molecule: messenger RNA, 793 nt
Organism: Tachysurus vachellii
Lineage: Eukaryota; Metazoa; Chordata; Actinopteri; Siluriformes; Bagridae
Gene: itpa
Product: inosine triphosphatase (nucleoside triphosphate pyrophosphatase)
Exons: 8
Coding region: 23-634 (203 amino acids)
Biological process (GO): nucleoside triphosphate catabolic process
Cellular component (GO): cytoplasm
Molecular function (GO): nucleoside triphosphate diphosphatase activity
Source: RefSeq, a predicted model, not a curated record